AUGAAAAUAGGAGAUAUUGAUAUUUUACAACUAUCUCUUGCGAAAUAUAUGCCAGAAAAUAAAGAUAUAUGGUAUCGCCUUGCUCAAUGUAAUAACCUUGAUGAAUCAGCUUUUAACUAUGCUACUUGGGAAUUUAUUGAUUUCGUUCUUGGUCGAGCAUUUGAUGAUCAUGAUAAUAUGGCAAAAGCACAUCAAUAUGGCUGGACAACAACAGUUAAUAUCAAUGAAUGCUUUAUUCAAUGUUUUCAUCGACUGAAAAAGAUGACAGUUAUUCCAUCGAAUUGA
Messenger RNA from Rotaria sp. Silwood2, 285 nucleotides. NCBI's taxonomy places the organism in Eukaryota, Metazoa, Rotifera, Eurotatoria, Philodinida, Philodinidae. The record is from the annotation of a GenBank genome assembly.